Pelmatolapia mariae (spotted tilapia) is the source of this 2938-nucleotide messenger RNA. It is a transcript of the gene soul5l, whose product is annotated as heme-binding protein soul5, like. The transcript has 7 exons. Gene Ontology annotation, cellular component: cytoplasm. Bases 158 to 1216 code for a protein of 352 amino acids. The record is from RefSeq and is a predicted model, not a curated record. NCBI's taxonomy places the organism in Eukaryota, Metazoa, Chordata, Actinopteri, Cichliformes, Cichlidae. Gene Ontology annotation, molecular function: heme binding.
CGCCCCUCCGUCCUGCGAGCUGCAGGCAGACGCCGGUGCUCACUGCAGUCACUCCGCAGUGCAUCCAGCAGCAGACUGCAGUCUCCUCACACCGCUCCUCCCUGCGCUCCCCUGGCAGGUGGAAAGGACACGCAUAGAAGCACGCGGGGUCGCGACCAUGGCUUUCAUCUCAAUCUUUGCUAUUCUGGCCCUUGUGGUCUCAGCUGAAGGCAGUGUUGGACCCAGUACCAACAGCAGCUACUGCACAGAGUCAAAGGAAUGUCUGGAAUAUGAGCUGAUCUGCAAAACGGAUGAGUAUGAAGUGCGGCACUACAGCCCCACUCGCUGGGUGUCAACAGAUGCUGAAGCCUAUUUCAUGGGAGUGGGUGCGGCCAUGGCUUUCAGGAGACUCUUCCAGUAUAUCACCGGAAGCAACGAAGGAGGUGUCCAGAUGGAGAUGACCGCUCCUGUCCUGGUCAAGAUCCCAGAGAAGACCAAGAUGUGGGAGCCUGCUAUCUACACACUCAACUUCCCACUGCCUUCAGCCUAUCAGGACAACCCUCCAGCACCCACUAAUGACAAGCUGUAUUUCACUGAGAUGCCAGAGAUGGACGUGUACGUGAGGAGUUAUGGAGGCUGGAUGCUGUCGGUCACCUCCAGGCUUCACGCCCACCUGCUAACCAAAGAGCUAACCAGAGUUCGAGCUUCGUACAACCACAGCUAUCACUACGGAGUCGGCUACGACAGCCCCUUGAAGCUGUUGAACAGGCACAACGAGGUGUGGUACGUGGCCGACGGCGAGCCAGUUUGCUCAGAUCCACACGAGCCGACGCCUGCACACACACCCCGUCCGACUCCCACCGACUCGCCCACAGACUUCCCCUUCGAGCCUCUCCCAGACAGCCUCUCUGAUUCCCCCUCACUCACUCCCUCCGACCUGUCCUCAAACACCACGUCCAACUCCACCUCACAGAUGCCCUCUGACACACCCACUCUGUCCCCAUCAAACACUCCACCCAGUUCUCCAUCUGAUCUGCCUGCUCAAGCUGCAUUCAGCAAUCCCCAAACAUCCACCCAGAUCCUGCUGGAACCGACAUCCAACUCCUCCGAUCCCACCUCUGUGAGCCCGUCACUGGAGUCCCAGUCUGGCACCACUCUGUCGAACAGCGUGGCUACCAGCCCUGAGGAGACACCGGCCGACACUGAGCCUGUGGUCGAGCCAAAUGAUGCUCAUUAGCAGCAGUCAGAUGUGAUUUAAGCAGCUUUUCCAGAUAUAUUUCUAUGUAAUCUAAACAGAAAGCAAACAGUGGAGGUGCUUGAGUCUGCGUGUGAUAGACAGACCUGCUGUUUCUCUUCCUCCUUUUCUCACUAUACCCCUACUUAUGGCACCGAGUGUUUAACUGUGUGUUCUAUCGCAGCUUUGCACCUGCAGCUUCUUGUAUCACUGAACACGUGCACUUCCACUUUGUCAUUCCGAUCUUAUCCCACCGCUCCAGCGUAGAUUUAAGUGAAAUCUAUGUAUUAGUUAGAAGGUUAGUAAUCCGAGUUAUUGUGCUGGUUGAUAGAUGAAAUGCUGGAACGAAGAACAAUAGGCCAGACUUAAUUAUCUCAAUGCUGAGUUUCACACUGAAGUUCUUAAUAUUUACUGCCUGGGUGCAACUUUCUAAAAGUUCAUGCGUUCAACUUCUUCAGUCACUUUCGUGAUGUGUGUGGCAACAUAUUCAUUUUGCAUUUUCAUUAGGAUAUUUCUUGCAAUCUUAGACAGUAACUAAUAAUACAAACAGUUCCCAGAUUAUGACUUUGUAUUUCACUUUUCUUUCCAGUAUGUUGGCCCAGAAGAACCUCCAAAACUGCAGCCAUAUGAUUUGUCAGCUCCGAACUUAGAUAUGUGCAAUUAAAUAUUUACCAAAAAUACCUUUCCUUUGCAAUACAUUUAACCAGUAUGUUAUGGGAAUUAAUAGAGUCAUCAAAUUUCAACAUUUAUACCAGAACAGUAUGAUUGUUGAAAGUAAAACUGGACUCCUUGACUACCUGCUCUGGACUUUAGUUUUUCGAUUAAAGUUUCAAAACCUUUAAAAUUACUUUCCCUGCUAAACUUGACCAAAAAUAAGAAAUGUUUUGUAUGUUCUGUUACUUUAAAGUGGUCAGAAGUGUUUCUCACCACUAGGGGUUGCUGUAGAGCAGUGCUACGUCUCAAACUCUCUGAGCAAUCUUGGUUCUGACAAGGUGGAACUACUGAAGUGGCCAGUUAGUGUAUUUCUGGUAAUCUCUAUACAUGUCCAUAUAGUACAUGGUACUGUAAGCAAGGGUGAUACAACAAGAGUGGUAACGGCUAAUAAUAAUAAUAUGCCACAUCUUUAUCAGUAAAGAAGAAAGUCACUAUCAUUAUGUUAACGUAAGCAGCUAUUUAGCUUUGUGGGUGUUUUAGGGAGUAGGAGAUCAGUGUUUCAGCCAUCAAGGAUGUAAACGUCUUGGUAAGAAAUACUGAAAGUUAAAACUGUGUUUAUCUGUAAAGGAAAUUGUUAUAUUUAAUGUAAUUUAGCACUGUGUAGAAAUGAAGAAGUUCAGUCUGCCCUCAUGUAAAAUCUUGAUUAGUCAUAUUUCCUCUAGAAAAUCACUCCACAACCACGUUGCCGUAGCCGUGUCUGUGUUGGUUCUCUCUGGGUAGCUUUUAGCCCAGCAGUGGCACUGCUUUGCAAACCGUCUGCUUAAGUGUGACCUACAGUUUCAACCAACUGCAGUAAGACUGCUCCAAAGAUCUCAAAGAAUCCCAGUUGAUCAAACCAACGCAAUAAGAUUGACAUGUUAAUGAAUUACAUCCUCUAUUGAUGCAUCUCUGAGCUACAUGCUGUGUGUGUGUGUAUGUAUGUAUGUAUGUAUAUAUAUAUAUAUAUAUAUAUAUAUAUAUAUAUAUAUAUAUACACACAUUAUAUAUACAUUCUGUUCUGAUGAAGAUGCA